CAAUUCACUCCAAAUCUCAUCAUCUCACGUUUCUUUAUCGAUGGAGGGUUCGUCUACAAGCCACAAACGCAAGAAAAAUGACGAGCAUACUAAGAAGAGCAAGAAAAGACAACAUGUGAGAGCCAACAAUGUAGAAAACAAGAUGGAAGAGAAGAGAAGUGGGAGUAAUGAAGAGAGUUUGGGAGUUUUUGAGUUCCCGUGGAUGAAGGAGAGUAUGAUCUCAACCUCACUUGAUUGGAGUCUACCGGAAUCUAUGUUUCCGGUCUUAGAUGAUGGUAAUGAGAUGUUUGAAGAGAUUAGUGAUGUGAGAUGGCCAGUGAAAAGGGUUAGUAAUUAUAGGUUGGAGUUUGAGGCUUUUGAAUGCAUUUGGACUUCUAUUUUGGAUUAGAUUGAAAUAUUUGUUAGCCAUGUACUUCAAAUUGCAUUGAGAGUCUAGGACCAAACAUUUUUCAUUUUUGUUUUUGUGUUGAUAAUAAUGUGUUUGUUGAGAUGUAAAAGAGAGUAGAAGGAACGGAGUAGUGUUUGGUUAUUUAGAUACGACGGAAAAGUAAGGGAUAGAGGAGCAACAUUUCUUUCUGCAAAGAAAAUAAAAUGAAUUUUGCAUUAGUAUACAUGUCGACGUUAACAUUUCCUUUACGAUUCAACUUCGUCACUCGCCAAGCUUUGUGGCCUCCCUCCAGGACAUGACAAAACUAAGCAAAAACGUUUCACUGAUGGCAUGCAUGAAGAUUCCAUGUUUGAUCAUCGACACACAACCACUGUUUGGAAUCAUAUAUUUUCUGACCUCAACUUCAACACAAGACCCAGUAUUAACAAAGUUCAUGUAACUGUUUGAUAAGAAAAAUUGAUGUUAUCUUAUCCAUAACUGGAACAAUGUGCUGUGAAAAGUUGAAAAUCCUGAAUGUUUUG
Messenger RNA from Arabidopsis thaliana (thale cress), 909 nucleotides. Its product is annotated as DNA binding / transcription factor. Gene Ontology annotation, molecular function: DNA-binding transcription factor activity; DNA binding. The transcript has a single exon. Gene Ontology annotation, biological process: regulation of DNA-templated transcription. NCBI's taxonomy places the organism in Eukaryota, Viridiplantae, Streptophyta, Magnoliopsida, Brassicales, Brassicaceae. Gene Ontology annotation, cellular component: nucleus. The coding region runs from base 41 to 388 and encodes 115 amino acids. The record is from RefSeq and is marked reviewed.